Messenger RNA from Westerdykella ornata, 1524 nucleotides. RefSeq lists its product as uncharacterized. The record is from RefSeq and is a predicted model, not a curated record. Lineage: Eukaryota; Fungi; Ascomycota; Dothideomycetes; Pleosporales; Sporormiaceae. The transcript is spliced from 2 exons. The coding region runs from base 1 to 1524 and encodes 507 amino acids.
AUGCGGCCGACGGACAAAGACAUUGAGGCCUUCGACCUAGAUGAGCUCUUUCAGCAGUAUGAGACAGACAUUUUCCAGCGGGUCAACGGUGCGGCGGAAGACCCGUCUGGAUCUGACGACCUGGCACAUCUCUUUGAGGUGCCGUCGUCGAAUGAGAUUGACCCAUUCAGCACACUGCCUAUGCCGAAUUGGGAUCCCAGCUCAGAUGAUGCUUGGCAAAGAGCUCUCCAGCUCCUCGAAGAUAACCCAGCCUCGCCCGCGCAAGACAAAUACUCCUCUGUCUAUCCGGAGUCUGGGGGCAAAGCAUCGUUGAGCGAUCCUGGGCUAUACCACCCAGCUCAUUACUUCGAACUCGAUCACAGCGAGCGAAGGCCAUCUUCCUCUGCGCCAUCGACACCAAAACCAUCCGCCACUAGGCCCAACAAGAAGGUAUACUCUACGCCAGAUCAAACCCACAGGCAGAGAAUCCAAAAGCCAGCCGGGCGGAAAACGAGCCCAUUGACUAAGAUGAUGGCCCCGUCGACAUUGCGCGCCGGCAUUCAGGACCCUUGGGCAUCCAGGAUGGACACCGCCUCGGAUGAGUUCGCCUUGAAACUCUCCGCUUCCGACGAUCCUCGUACACGUCCACCCUCCUCCAAGGUAUCUCAAGAACCAAGCACAAACGGAUUGUUCCCACGAGCACAGCCUUGCACAGUGGCCUUGUCCCCGCCUUCCGUGGAAGCAAGCCCUGAGACACAGCAUUCCAACUACCAGCUCACGCCACUCUCCUCUCCUGCAAUCGAUACGAACUCUCGCGGCAGGACAUCAACAGAUCUAUUCAUAUUCGGAACCAACGUUGGAGGGACAAUGAACCUCCAUCCCCAUGCGCACAAUGCGGCUCUUUCAGCCUUGCACACUCCUCCGCCCUCGACUGACCUUCCAAUGACCACGUGGGUUCCCAAUACCACGCCUACGUUGGACUUUGCAUUGUCAGCCUCGCCAGAUUUUCACUCCAUGACAAGCAUGUCCGGGACCUGGUGGAACAAUGGCAUGACUGCGACCACCACCCAAGCGCCUACGCCCACGUACAAUGGACAUAGAAGGGCCUAUUCCCAAGGACAGGGCAUGUCCUUCAGCAGUGGUGGCGGAGUCGGACUCGGUAUCUCCUGCGACACCGCCUCAUUCUCCUGCUAUGGCGGUGGCAUGGGAAGUUCCAAUACGCCUAUGAGCAACAGCUUGGGGGCAUCCGCAACUCGUCGUGCACAUAAAUCGUCCAUUCGCAAAUCAUCACAUAGCUCAGCCCCACAUUCAGCAAGCCACAAAUCCGCACAGGACUGCUUCGUCAACUUCACCCCGGACGACAGCAAGAAGAUUCUCACAGGCGUGGCGCCGAGCGGGAGUAGCAAGACGAAAGCGCGAAGGGAGAAGGAGGCGGCUGAUAAGAGGAGGAAGCUAAGCCAGGCGGCUAUGAAGGCGGUGAUUGAGGCUUGGGGGGAUAUCAGUCGGUUAGAAGAGGGUGGGCUGUUGAGUUUGGAGGUCGAGUAA